This is a messenger RNA of Cylindrotheca closterium, 735 nucleotides long. The record is from the annotation of a GenBank genome assembly. Lineage: Eukaryota; Bacillariophyta; Bacillariophyceae; Bacillariales; Bacillariaceae.
AUGACACUCCUCGAAAAAUACAACAAAUCGUCAAAGGAUAAAGCAACCAAAAUAUUGGAUGGUGCGAUGGCAAAGCUUCAGAACAUGGAAGCGACUUUUGCAACUUGCUUCCCGCAUCCCACUUUGUCUGCUGCUUCUACCGAAUUCAAGAAGCUGAACGUCGAAAGUGGGUCAAACGAGCCUGUUUCCAAGGCUGUUUCGAUGACAAUUGACGAAAUUUCCACAGUGUCUCAAGAUGCCCGAGCUCUAGAGGUUUUCCUCAAUUUGCACAUUCCCAAGAUGGAAGACGGUAACAAUUUUGGGGUCACAGUGCAACUCUCAAUGUUGAAGCAGCUUUCUGAUAUGCAAGAGGCCGCAGGAAAAGCGAUCGAUGAACUAUCUGGAUACUCCAAUGCCAGAGCUGAAUCCCUUUCCAAGUUGAAUCUACCAUCGGUUUCAAGUUCUAUCACAAAGUUGACAUCGUCUUCAACUACUGAUGGGAAAAAAGAGGAAAAGUCAAGUGAAAGCAAAGAGGAAAAAAAGAGUAGCUCCGACAUGACUGGACCAAUGUUUGAUAGCCGUGUUGGGGCUCUAAUUGCGACUGAUGUGCAGUAUUACUCCAAAGCGCAAAGAGCUUUCCAGGCGACAAUUUCCAGCUACAUGGCAGUCCUUGACUACAUGGACAAAAACAAGGAAAAACUAGAGAAGCCAAAGGGAUCUGGCGGGUCACACUCGGGUUACCAGAGCAUGUACUAG